Megalops cyprinoides (Indo-Pacific tarpon) is the source of this 4534-nucleotide messenger RNA. RefSeq names its product lysine-specific demethylase 9. Lineage: Eukaryota; Metazoa; Chordata; Actinopteri; Elopiformes; Megalopidae. The record is from RefSeq and is a predicted model, not a curated record. The coding region runs from base 16 to 2316 and encodes 766 amino acids. The transcript has 7 exons. Gene Ontology annotation, cellular component: nucleus.
AAAUCUACGUGCAAAAUGGCUGCGCAGGUCGGUUUGGUUCGCGUAAAAGUAGAAGAAAAGGUGAGAGACAGCCUGGAUAAAACAACCAAAGAGAAGAAAAAGAAGAAAAAAAGGGAGUGCUCUCCUUCCGUCGAUAAGAGGCCCGAGAAAGAGGCAAAGAAAGUAAAGUUGCAUCACCAUCACCACCAUCUACACGUUCAACAACGGAUACACCAGCCGCAUCAACAACAACAACAACAACAGCAAAAUUCUCAACCCCGUAGCUUUAGUUCGGAACAGGCACCAUUGCAACGUCACCAUCAUCACCAUCACCACCACGGCGUUAAGAAAGAAUCCUUACUCGGCGGCCCCCCACGGAAGGUGGCUCCGUCGCAACUCGAGCAGAAACCGCUUCCUCCGGUCCUGCCGCCAGUCCAGCCUGGGCUGUUCACUUUCACUCCGCUCAAAGUCGCUAAGGCCAAGACCCACAACAACAAGGAGAAACACUGCGACAAAGACCUGAAACUCAAGCCCAAGAAAGAAAAUACCGAGGCCAACGUGAAAGCAGGACUAAGCAAGAAAAAGAAAGAGGCUCGCGAUGAGAAUGGCAAAACGCAGGCCGUGGACGAAUUCUUGUUGAAGAAGAAGAAGAAGAAAAGGAAGCACCGCGAGGAUGAGCGGGGCAAGCGGCUCAAGAUGUAUCACAAGGAGGUGCAGACCGUGUGUGCCGGCCUGACGGAGGACCUGCCCCCGACCCUGCCCCCGGGCGACCCCACCCUGACUUACCUGAAGGACGAGGAGCGCUGUCAGGCCGGCUCGGAUGUGGACGAGUACCGCACACCCAGAGGCGUCCAGACGCCCUUCCUGUCCCACCAGGACCACUCCAUCCGGAGCUCCUUCCUGCAGACGGGCUCGCGGUAUGGCCGGCUCAUCCACGAGGAGCGGCAGGCCAACGGCGGCGCCGCCGUCCUGCACGCGUACGCCGACGAGCUCUCCUUCCUGCCGCCGGGCGAGAUGGAGCGCUUCGCCCAGGAGUUCCUGCAGCUGGCCUUCGACGAGUGCCCCCGGGGCGCCGCCCGCUACGCCCUGGCCGUGGUGCACGGAGCUGCCUCCUACCUGCCCGACUUCCUCGACUACUUCGCCUUCAACUUCCCCAGCACGCCUGUCAAGAUGGAGAUCCUGGGCAAGAAGGACAUCGAGACCACCACUAUCGCCAACUUCCACUCUCAGGUGAAUCGCACUUACUGCUCUGGGACGUACCGGGCUGGUCCCAUGCGACAGAUCAGCCUGGUCGGGGCCGUCGACGAGGAAGUGGGCGAUUAUUUCCCAGAGUUCCUGGACAUGCUGGAGGAAUCCCCCUUCCUGAAGAUGACUCUGCCCUGGGGCAGUCUGUCCAGCCUGAAGCUGGAGUGCCGUUCCCAGAGUGACGAUGGACCCAUUAUGUGGGUUCGGCCAGGGGAGCAGAUGGUGCCCACUGCCGACAUGCCCAAGUCCCCGUUCAAACGACGCAGGUCGAUGAAUGAGAUCAAGAACCUCCAUUAUCUGCCGAGGACCAGCGAGCCGCGGGAGGUCCUGUUUGAGGACCGGACACGUGCACACGCCGAUCACGUGGGGCAGAGCUUUGACUGGCAAAGUACAGCGGCGGUCGGGGUGCUGAAGGCUGUGCAGUUCGGCGAGUGGAGCGACCGGCCCCGGAUAACCAAAGAUGUGGUCUGUUUCCACGCAGAAGACUUCAGCGACGUGGUCCAGAGGCUUCAGCUAGACCUCUAUGAGCCACCUGUGUCCCAGUGUGUUCAGUGGGUGGACGACGCCAAACUGAACCAGCUUCGGCGGGAGGGGAUCCGCUACGCCCGGGUGCAGCUGUGCGAUGACGACAUCUACUUCAUCCCCCGCAACGUCAUCCACCAGUUCAAGACCGUGUCGGCCGUCUGCAGCCUGGCCUGGCACAUCCGCCUCAAGCAGUACCACCCCGCGGAGGAGGACAAGCCCUCCGAUCAGAGCUGUGCCCAGGACUCCGCCCGCUCCGACACCAAAGUGCCCCUCUGCCGCCAGCCGCAGGCAGAGACUGCCCCGGAGGCUGCUGCAAAGGUAGAGGAGACUGUGUUCCAAAGGCCAGCCACUCCUCCUCGAGAGCCUCCGGCUGCCGCUGCCCCGCUGCCGGCUAGGUCCGCCCCCCUCGCUCCUCCUCACAAAGAGCCUGACCCAGUCUCUGCCUCCUCUGGCCCAGCUCCGCCCCCAGGAUUACCCACGCACCCACAGGCCCCUACCCAGUCGGGCCCAGACUGCCCACCUCUACAUUGUGAGCCCCAAUACCGACCAACAGAUCUACCCAAAUAACAGCCUCUUCUGCCAGGAUAUGCUUUUGCCUGCAAAGGGAUUGAGAGAGGUUUAUUUAAAGACAAAAAGGACUCUUUGAGAACAUGACUGACAUUCCACAGUGUCAAAAAGGAAAUGUGGACUGUAUUUCUUAAUACAUGCAGAUUGUGUGUUUGACUUUUUUUAUUUAUAAGGCAUUGUUUGAUCAAGGGAUGACCUCUGAAGUAGAUUUUGGUUCAUUUUGGCCAAAGUGUGUCAUUUAAAGAGUUAUUUACUCAGAUGUUUUCAGUUUUAUAUUGACCAGUAUGUUGACCAGAAAUCUCUUUCCCGUUAGCCUGUUUCAUGAGGAUGAUUUAAUUGGUUUCACAGAAAAAGUGCCUGCCGCGUAUGAGAAACGGCAAUUGUGGCUCAGAAGAAAAUUACGUAGGCCUGUUAAUUUACACUGUACGUAUUUUUACUUUCUGAAACUAUUCACAUGAAAUUCAAACCCAUCGCAGUGGAACCCUGUCUUUUUCACUGAUGUGCAAAAGUUCCAGUUUUGUGUCUAUUAAGAGUGCAAGGAGGAAGCCUUGAAUUUUUUUUUAUUCACAAUACAGAAUAAAAAGCAGCUAAUAUUUAAAGCAGAUCUUUCCGGAUCUCUGGUAUCCAUUGUCAGGUCUUUAAAAAUAAUCAAAAAGUUAUUACCUAAAGGGAAGAGCUCCCUGAAGAGACACAGCCAUGACAGAAAAUGCAGCUACUAAAAAGGCAUCACGUUUCAAUUUUUCCGUGCACAUUUCAGGGUGAAUAUCUAGGAUGGAAUCAAUCUCUCAGGAAAUCUCGUCUGUCAGGCACCUUUUCCAGAUGGAAGAGUUACCUUUUAAAAGGAGAUAGAGGGAUUGUCCCUCUAGGCUUUAGUGUAAAAGCAGUGCGGUCAAGCAGAGAGAAGGUGUCCCUGCACAGGUGAAUGGACAGAAUUUCAGCCACUUUUGGUUGUCUGCUUUUCGUCUCGUAGCUUCAGACUUGACCUGUGCCUACGAAUGAGACUCGGUCAUCACAUUCACUUCCCACUUUAAUUCUGCAGUGCUAAUUUAUGGCAUCCUACAAAGUGGUUUCAUUGUCAGGAUUUGUCAAUUUCCUACAAGGAAAGACAGGUUAGGCUCACUGAGGUACGUGAAACAAAAUGGCUUCCACACAUUUAAACGUCUAAUUCAUAGAAGUGCCCUUGUGCAUUAUCAUCUUAACCAUCUUAAGGUGGUUUGUUGCUUCAGUUUGCAAAGGUAACUACUCGGAACAUAUCUUCAGACCCCUGAGAGUGUUUAAGUUACUGCUGAACUGUGAUGGUGGUAAAUAUGGCCUUUUUAUAUCACUGCUGUUGCACAGAUUCAUUUCUUUGGAAGAGUGUGGAUGAGCUGAUUAUACUGGGCUUGUUGAAUAAAAGCUGUCGAGGAGAUGUAAAGAUCAGUGAAUCUUGGCAGUGUUCAGCAAUGGCAAAAAAAAACCCAGUGUUGAGCACUUGGAGUACUUGUGAUUUCAGUCAGGGCAGUCUGUUUUGUGUGUGUCUGUUAGUGCUCCUCAGAGCAGUGUUGAGCAGGCACUUAAAGUAACAUUGGCUGGCUCUCCAAUCAUUUAAUAUAUGGCAAUGAUCUAGCAUUCUUCCAGGGUUUAGAGCUAGAAAAAAGCCCAGAAUCCUCAAUCUUUUCAUGGGAAGGAUUUUAUCAAUAUUUUUCUCUUGCAUAUUUCACAAAUUUUGCAAUACAGGCUGCACAAAGUAUCCACUGCUCCCAGGCAUUCUGUGUAAUUUUGUGCUGUUUGUAUUAUGUGUUUUUUUUUUUAUAGCGGGUAUUUCUUUUCAGAUGCAAAUUUUCAUUGUUUUUACUUUAAAGCGUAACCAUUUGACCAUGUGAAAUGAUUUUCAGAAAAUGAAGAAAGGUUUUGCACAAUUUUGAGACAGCGAUAUAAAAAGUGGCGCUUAGGACGGCAGUUUCACUGCACAGGAUCGUAGCAUGUCUGAAGCCAGAUGAGCAGGCUAUGGAACAUGGCGGUCUUCCUGUGGAGUAGAAAGGAAAACCUGUCUUCGGGCCACCUUAUCAGUAAUGUUAAUGACACUGCUGAUGUUGUACGGAGCAGGAAAUGCUCUUUAAAUGUUUUUUGCUUGUGAUCCGUUAAUAGGAAUAAUAUUUACCUGCAUUAGUUCAGCCAGUCGUGAAAAUGUAGUAUAGUGUGAAACAUACUUUGAGAUAUGUGCACUUAAAACAUGCCC